Molecule: messenger RNA, 8209 nt
Organism: Octopus sinensis (East Asian common octopus)
Lineage: Eukaryota; Metazoa; Mollusca; Cephalopoda; Octopoda; Octopodidae
Product: A-kinase anchor protein 9
Exons: 41
Coding region: 16-8091 (2691 amino acids)
Biological process (GO): signal transduction
Molecular function (GO): molecular adaptor activity
Source: RefSeq, a predicted model, not a curated record
AAUUAGGACCAGUGAAUGCGGGGACCCUUGCGAAAUCCUGUUAGAGAUGUGGCCAUGGUCACAGAUAACGAGGAAUGGUUGGAAAAGCAAGGCCUAUUGGAUGAGAUACGCCAGCUAAACGAUGACAAACGGCUUAUGUCCCAGCUGAUGCAACAAAAUCAGGAGAGCUACGAGAAAAGGAUGCAUGAACUGCUUAGUUCUGGCGAGGACAUAGAACAUCGGUACAGUGAGCUUCUGGAGGAGAAGCGCCAGCAGGUGGAUGACCUCAAGUUGCAGCUGGAGGCCGUCGACAGACAGCUGAAGGCCAACAAGCAAUUUCUCAAUGAGCAAGCCCAUGAACGAGAGCAGGAGAGGGAGGAGUAUCAGAAGGAGAUCAACCAAUGGAGGACCACUGUCCAGCAGAUGGAGCGACAACAGAACACUGAGAUUAGACUGAAGAAAGAGAUGGUGGAGGAACUGUCUGACCAGUUGGAAAGCCGCAUCUCUACCCAGAGUCAGAUGUUGAUGAAGAAAGAACAGCUUGAACGAGACAUUCAAGACAAAGAUUUGAAUGCGUUGGAACUGAAGCAGUUGGUGGAACAACUAGAACAAGAGUUGGACGAGAAAGUUACCAAAGAGAAGCAACAGGAACAGAGAAUUCUCCAGCUUGAACAGCAGAUCACCAAACUACAGGAAAUCAACGAAGAACUAAGCGAAGAGAUGAAGUUGUCCACAACAGAAGACAAAAAAAUCAUUGGUAGUCUGGAGACUCAGCUGGGUGAUCAGCGACUGGUUUAUGAGAAGAAAGCCUUAACGCUGGAUGAAGAACUGAAGAAAGCCCGCAGAAUUGAAGAGGAACUUUCUAGUGAAAAAGCUGCCCUUGAACAGCAUGUUUGUGAAAACCUGCUCCAAAUAGCCUCACUGAAGAACCAGUUGGAUGAAUCCCGCCAGCGUAAAAUGUCCCUGGGGAUGUUAGAGGAACCAGAAGAAUCUACCGUCCAGUUGCAGAUCAAAGAAAAUGAGCUGGAUGUUCUAUCUGACAUGGUGGACAAACUUGAAUUGGAAGUGGAACGCAAGAACAGUGAACUGGCUGAACUGAAGAAAAGACUGAAUGGUAACCUUGAUGAUAGCAAGGAUGAUGAAGAUGAUGAUGAUGAUCAUGAUAGUGUUGCUGGUAGUGAUGGAGGGAGCACCACCAGAGUUCUUCAGUUGAAAGAAGAGAAUGAACGGUUGAAGUCCCAGGUCAGUUCACUGCAACAACAGCUGACCACUGAUGGUUUCUCAAGCCUCACCCAGCAGCUACUGGAUGAGAAGAACGAACAGAUAGACCAGCUGCGAAACCAGAUCACUGAGCAGACACAGUCAAACCCAUUAUUCAAUGAUUUGUCUUCCGAAAACAGUGAACUGAGAGAACAAUUGCAGAAGAAAGUUACAGAUCUUGAAGGGAAGGACGCCAAGCUGCACAGUUUGACGGUGUUGGUCGAAGAACUCCAAAGCCGGCCGUAUGUCAGUGAUGAGAGCUUCAUGGGAGAUAUGUCCCUGCCAUUUGAACGAGGUUCACCUUAUAUCGGUACCAACUCAAUGACUGAACGGACCAGUCUUCAGCAGGAACUGUCUGCAGUAAUCACUGACCGUGACCAACAAAUCAACUCCUUGCAGAGCGAACUGCUGCAAAAGGACGACAAAUCUUGCCAGAUGCGUAUCGAGUUGAUGCUGGAACAUGAUGAAACGGUCACCUCCCUGCGGGAGAUGCUGCAGGAGAGGGACAUGACGGCAGACGAGAUGUGCACCGAGAUCGAUGGACUGCACGCGGAGAUAACCAAUUUGAGUGAACACCAGGCCAAAUUACAGGAAGACUUCGACACAGUUCAAGGGAUGCUGGAAAGCAAAGACAAGGAAAUUGAUGAACUGACCAAAGAGAUCUCGGAACUACGGUCUCAAGUGGACAACAGUGAUGUUGUGGUCAGUGACAAAUUGGAUGAUGUUGUGUCUGAGCUCGUGAUGCGAUAUGAAGCGGAGACCAAACAACUAAAGAAGAAAGUGAAGGAGUUGGAGAACGUGAUAGAGGAGAAGAUGGAAGAGAACUAUACACUGAAUGAGAAAAUCGAGGAAAUGGGUAACCUUAAGGAUGAAGUGUCCCAAGUGAGAAGUGAGUUGGAGAAGGAGAAGAAGUUAGUGGAGAGUAAGAGUGCCACUUUGCAGAACAUGGAGCGUCGAGUGGAAUCCUCGAACAAAGUGAUUGGGCAGCUGCAGCAACGUGAAGACCACUGGCAGCUGAAGUACUCGCAGACAGAGCUGCAGUUGCGAGAACGGGAAGAUCACUUGCAUCAGCUGCAGAAUGAGGUGAUGGAGCGAGAGGAAUCGGACGAGAAAGUGCGACAGAGACUAAAUGUCGCCGAGCAGCAGGUUGGGGUGCAACAACACAACAUCCAGGCUCUGCAGUCACGGGUCAGCGACAGCGAGGCACGGCUAAAGGAGAGCCGUGAGACAAUCUCUGAACUGAAGGACACACUGGCCUCGUUGGAAGAGGAGAAAGAGCAGAUGGCUGGACGAAUGACCAGUAAGGACGCUCUGAUAGCCAAGCUUCAGGAACAACUUCAUCAUCUGGAGAAGAAGUCCCACGACCAAGCUGUGGAGAUCAGCCAGCGUGAAAAGAGCUACAUGACCCUGGUGAAGAUGCAUCAGGAGAAAGAUGAACUCAUCAGUAUUGAGGAGGGACGCACCCUUGUACUUCGGGCUGAGGUGGAUGACUUGCAGAAUGAGCUCCUUCUGAGGGAAGAAGAACAGAGCAAGGUCCAAGCUGAACUGGACGAGUGCAAAAUUCGUCUGGACAAUCUCAACAAGUCUGUAGUGGACAACGAAGUGACCGCUAGCAAUUCUGUAGAAGCCAGCAGCAGCCCCAGACGGUCAUCGUCGGAAUGUGAAGAAGAGGACGAUAAAGCCACAGUAUCCAAGUUGCAGUCAGAUCUAGAAACUUCCCAGCGUGUGGCUGAAGAAAAGUCUAAAGAAAUUGAGAACCUACGGACAGAACUGCAGGAACGAAACACGCAGCUUAGUCAAUUACGCCUGUCUGUUGACAUAGAAAAGAAGAAAUCCGAUCAGUUGCAGAGCAAAUGCGAGCAGCUGCAAACGGAAUUGCAAGAGGCGUGGGAGAUGAAGCUGGUGAAUGAUAAUCACAUUGACGAUUUGAAGAAGAAGCUGUUUAAAUUGGAGUCUGAAGAGCUGAAACCUAGCAACCUUCAGUCUCUGGAAGACACGCAGGUAAUCCAAUCAAAGUUCACGGACCUGUGGCAGGAAAUCCAGAAGAGAGAGAGCGAUGUGGAGCGUCUGGAGAUGGAGCUGGUUGAGGCUAAUCAAAAGGUGCACUCCCAGGAAGCUGAGAUUCAGGUCUCGAGCUUGCAGACUGCAGAGGAUGGUGGCCAGCUUUCCGAGCAAAUCAACAUACUGCUCGGAAAGCUGGAAGCAUCACAAGUUGACAUUGAGUCGAAGGAGGCAAAGAUUGUGAGCUACGAGAAUGAGCUGCAGAUAAAGGACAGCAUGCUACAACAGCUGCAGCAGCAGCUUGAGAAGUCCGCAUCGUCAUAUCACAGCUCAAAACUGGAGUACCACACAUUGCUUGGUGAAGAGCAGAUCGAAGCCACAAAGGCCGAGGGCCGAAUUGUGGUGCUUCGCAGUGAGGUGGACGACUUACAGAAACAGCUGGUCAGUAAAGAGACGGAACUGCAGACCGUCCGAGAUCACCUGAUGGACACGCAAGUUCAGCUGGUUAAUAGGGCUCAGGAGAUGACUCGUAUAUGCCAACAUCACAAUUCUUUUGAUGAGGAUCUGACAGACAGUUCAAGUAGUAAAGCUGUGCAUCAAGAGAAAUCUCUGUCUGAGGACACAAUCAAAAGUGCUGAGACAGCCAAUAUGAAACCUCAGCUACCAGAAACUCUUGUCCACCGUCUUGAGUCAGAACUUGAGAAAACAAGAUCCUUGCUUCAGCUACGCAUAGGGCAGCUGGAGGAAAAGAAUUUGGACACGAGUGGUACAUCGGCAGACGAAAGUAGCACCAUCUCACAAGAGAGGGUCAUCGGUCACAUCAAACAGGUAUACAAUGAGCUGCUAUCGAUGCGUACCAUUCUGGAGCAACUGUGUCAAGAUAAAGCAACUCAGCAGACUGGAAUACUGGAAAAGAUGUCUGAUAACCAACAGACAAGAGUACGAUCUGAUGAAAUGCUACAAGAACUGUCGAGAUCAUCACCCAUGAGCCAAACAGACAGAAAAUCCUCUGGAUUUAGUUCCACUAAUGUGGCUUGGGGUGCUACCUCUGUAGAAUCUCCUGAAUUUCGUCCAGUUGUGCCAAAUGAACAUGUUCAGAAGCCAGAAACAACAACGAAACAGACAAACAUUGAAGCGACUCUCUAUGGAACCAAUGAUGUACAGAUUCAAGAACACCUAAAGGUGUUAUUAAGCCGUAUUCAGAAAGAGGGUAUUCAAACACUGACGCUGUCUGAACUACAGUUCAUUCGAUACCACACCACACCAAAACCUACUGCUAGAAACAUCGACAUUGAGGCUCUGCGUACAGCCUGGGAGAAAGAACGACAGACACUGUUGUCUGCUAUUCAGGCCCUCAAAGAACUUUUGGCCCAAGAACAGCAACUAGCAACACCUGAUUGGGAAUUGAGUUCGACCAACGUUGACUGGCGCAGGGAAUUGUUGCACACCCUUAGCCAUGUGUUCAUGCGAGAGCGAGAUGUGUUGCUGUCUGAGCUGAGGAGUUAUGUCCUUAUCAACAGCGAUGGGACUGAUCUGUCAGCCGUGCAGAGACUUGAACAGAAGAUCAUUGAACAGGAAUGCCAGCAGAAAGCUUCACUGGAGCAAGUGAUAUGUGCUGACCGUCAGUCUUUGGUGUCCGAAGUGAGAGACAUGAAGGCUAAACUGGCCAUCAUGCAACUACAGCACCAUGACGACAAAGAACAACUGACCGACAAACUGCAGGAACUGGAGAAACAACGAAUCAAACGGGAAGAUCAGCUGCAAAGACACAUUAAAUUACUGGAAUAUCGCCUGGAGCAGUCUCGUGUCAUCCAGGAUGACUUGCACUCUUCCAUUGAAAUGGAGCGGAAACGCACGUCGGAGCUGGCCAGUGAGCUGACCAAAUCGAAGGCCCAUGCCAUGGACUUAAAUGGUGAGGUGACCAACCUCCAGGUGAACAUAGCCAAAGUGAAAGAUGCCUUUGAACAGGAGCACAGCCGCUAUCUGUCCCUCAUGUGUUUGUGGGAGGAAAUGCUUGCCGCCUUGGAAGAAGAGAAAGUCCGUACGACAGAGUUAACCGAACGGCUUGAGUGUGAGAAGCAAAAUGUUCACCAUCUUCAAGAUGACCUUGAAAACAUCACCGGUCAACUGGGUAAAGAACGUGACCUUGAAUACCAGCAUUUGUAUUUGGCCCUGGAAAAUGAAAAGGAGAAGCUGAAGGAGUCAAGUGCUGUGACUCAAGAGAAGCAAGCCGAAAACCUCUCUCUACAACAGGAAUUAGAAGCUGAGAAACUACGGUGCCAAUCUAUCACUGCCAAAUAUGAUGUCACUGUGGCCCAAUUAAAUUCCCGAUUAGCUGAUGAACAGUCCUUGAAUGAGCAAAUCACCAGCAACUUGACCAAGGAGAAGAAUCUCAACAUUCAACUGAAGCAGUCAUUGGACAAAGUGUGCAGCAUCCGGCAGGACACAUGCGAACGAGAUCGAGCGACCAUCACCGAUCUGCAGGGAAUGCUGGAGACUGAGCGCAGCUGUGUGUCAGACCUCCAACGUCAGUUGGACUCUGCACGGGCAGAGCACCAGACAAGGAUCUCAUCCCUCACAGCUCAGCAGCAAUCAGUCAAAGAAUCCCUGGAGAAGGAGACAGCCAAGUUCCACAAACUCAAAGUGAAGUCGGACAUCUUUGAGAACCAGCAAAGUGAUCUGCAACGACAGCUCGACUACGAGAAGGAGCGCACCAUUCGUCUGCAAGCAGAGAAGCACAGCCUGACGCUGGAACUGCAGAACUUGCGCCAGCGUGAGAAGGAACGAUACAUCACUGCUGAGAAUGAGAAAUUGGCCAACAACAGGAAGGUGAAAGAGAUGUCACGUCAGCUAGAAAACCAGAAAGUUGUCAUGCAUCAGAAUGAACUGGAGGUGGAGCGACUGCAGGAGAAGGUGCAAGGAUUGGAGGCUGAUCUGCAGAACUCAAGGCUGCGUGAGAGGCAGCUGGUGCAUGAAAUUGAGUACACCAAGUUGCGCAGUCCUCAUAACUUGGAAUCCUUUACUGCACACCUCAGGCCAGAUGUGAUGACCACCACCUCGACAAACCACAUGAAGCCAGAUACUAAGGAGAAAGAGAAGCUGUUAUCUGCCUUUAAAAGUCAGCUGGAAAAUAUUCGCCAGUGCCUGGAGUCUGCCGGAAUGACCUUCCAGGAUUGUCUAAAUAAAAUCACCGGUUUCCUGAAAGCCAAUCAGACAACAGCUCCAGCAUCCCAAGACAGCUUCGGUAUACUGUGUUCAAUGACCGCUUCCGUUGAUGACAUGCUCUCUGACCUGCGAGAGCUUCAGAUGUCCCUAACUUUAGAAGCUCAGGAAGGUCCUGGCUACCCCCAUCUAGCUGCCAUUAUCAACCAGCGAACCCUACAGCACAAUCGGGACUUACUCAGCAGCAUCUUCAAGCUGAGUGAAGAAAAGUUAGCCCUGAGGGCACAGCUACUUGAAUGUGAGGAAUGUAUUCAAAACUACAAGACUCGGGAUUACAUUCAACAGACCCAAAAUUCUGAUGGUGAUGGCGACUCGUUGCUAGAGACCUCAUUCACCAUGGAGCGGAUCCGAUGGGACCAGGAGAGGGCUACCUAUGAACUAGCCCUGCAAAACUGUGAGAAGCGGAUCGAACAACUCCAACGGAACUUGAGAAUUGAACGAACCCAAGGUUUCGCCCUCUCCAAUAACAACACCACCUCCACCACCACCACAAGUCCAAAUAUCAACACCACCACCAACAACAACAACCCAAUGUUGAUGGAAUCAGAUUUGAUCCAGACUUUGUUCAGGAAGUACUUUAGAGCCGAGAGCUUCCGUAAGGCACUGAUUUACCAAAAGAACUAUCUGUUGGUGCUGCUGGGUGGUUUCCAGGACAGUGAGCAGACUGUCCUUGCUCUUCUGUCACGGAUGAAUGCUAGGGGUCAUGACAAUAGGUUGUUAGGGGAUUCAUACAACCAGGGCCAACACAACCGAUGUCAUCCUUUGGCCAGGUUCCGAAGUGCAGCAAGGGUCAUCGUAGCAAUCUCACGUAUGAAGUAUUUGGUGAGGAAACUGCAACAAGCAUGUGCUCUAUCCUUGAGUGGGGUCCUUAACCUCUCUCCACAGCACCGAGGAAAAUUCAAGCCCUCAGGUCACACAGUGCCAUGUUCCAGCUCUGCAUCGACCACGACGUCCAGUACCUAUUCUGCCCCACUCGAAGGUGCCACAGCUGCAACCAGUCCGCACAGCAACCCGUUCAUGUCAGCACCGUAUUGCAGCCUGAAGCUGCGCUCUAGUGUCAGUUCAGUACGGCCAAGACCGAGUUUUGGUCACAGUCCACCUGGGUAUGCAUCGUCAGUGAGGCACACGGCCAACACCAGUUCCAACAACAUCCAGGGGUUCAGUCCCAGCAGUUUAGCAACGCCACCAAUCAAAACGAACCUUACAUCGUCACAAUCACGAUUUAUGACCCCACCAACAAAGGAAGGGAACCACCUAAGAGGGACUUUGGUGACGGUUCCGUCCGUCUAUCAGCUCACGGAGGACCAUUCAGAUCAUUUUCUACAGCAAUCUAUUGAUGCUUUUACAUGGUCACUUUUUACUGAAAAAUCUCGCAGGAUAUUAAAAAAUCUCGGUUUGCCUAAUCACCAACAAUUGCUGGGGCUGCCUUCUUCCACUAACAACGGAGACAUUCCACAGAGUUCGAACUGUGAACGCCAAUCCCCCUGUACUAUACAACAUUGUGACGAUCUCUCUCAACGUUUUGAACAAGUCCAAAGCAACGUCGACCAAGUGAGACAUUCUCCGCAAAUCGAGCGACAACGACACAGGCGGAAAUAUGAUGGCUUUCAUAAAAACAUUGACCUCUGACCCUUGGCCUGGCAUUUUUUUUAAUUCAUUUUUUUUUUUUGUAUAAAACAGAAGGCACAAGCAAAUUUACCUGUGUGCAUGUGUGUUUUUAUAUAUAUAUAUAUAUAUAUAUUUGUGU